AUCUGUUGGAUCGGGAAACUAAUCAGGAGUGAAGACUUUGAGGACUGCGAGUGUAAACACGGAAUAAAGUCACAUUUAACCCGAAAGUGUUUAUUUACGAAGUACAGUCGCGGCUCUGUACAGAAGAAAGACAAGUUUAAGUAUGUUUUAGUGUCGCAGUUUGAGUCGCUGAAAGUCCACAGCGGCCGGCGGAGGCUCGCUCGCGGCUAGCUUGGUUAACAUUUAGCCGGGGCAGAAGUACCGAGGCUCCGGUCAACAUGGAGCUGGACGACGUGGUCCUCUACCAGGACGACUCCACCAGCUCCUCCGUCAUGUCCGAGCGGGUCUCCGGGCUGGCCAGCUCCAUCUACCGCGAGUUCGAGCGGCUCAUCGAGCGCUACGGCGAGGACGUGGUGAAGGAGCUGAUGCCGCUGGUGGUGGCCGUGCUGGAGAACCUGGACUCGGUGUUCGCCGUCAACCAGGAGCACGAAGUGGAGCUGGAGCUCCUGAAGGAGGACAACGAGCAGCUGGUGACCCAGUACGAGCGGGAGAAGGCGCUGAGGAAGCACGCAGAGGAGAGGUACAUCGCCUUCGAGGACUCCCAGGAGGGCGAGAAGAAGGACCUGCAGGUCCGUGUGGUGAUGCUGGAGUCUCAGACGCGGCAGCUGGAGCUGAAAACCAAGAACUAUGCAGACCAGAUCAGCAGGUUGGAUGAGAGGGAAGCGGAGCUCAAGAAGGAGUACAACGCUCUCCACCAGAGACACACCGAGAUGAUCCACAGCUACAUGGAGCACCUGGAGCGGACCAAACACCAACAUGCAGCCGUGACAGCAGAGCCGUCGGAGAGCAGCACUCCUAGCAGAGCACGGAAGGAGCGUCCCAUCUCCAUGGGCUUAUUCCAACUUCCUGCGAGCGAGAGCGUGACCCCUGACGUCCCGAGGGAGCCCGUGGACACGCCGUCAGAACCAUGGAGAUUCAACAACCUGAGCCACCCGCGCUCCAACACCAGCCUCAAGGAUGAGUUAUCCCACCUGAACCGUGGCAGCUCCAAACCCGGCACGCCCUCCAAAAGCAGCGCUCCCGGUUCCUCACAAGACGGAGAGUCCAGAUCCAACUCUUCAGGCUUCGCUCAGGACGGAUCCUCCAAAUCCAACAGCUCGUCCUCGGCGUACGGCAGCACCUCGCCCCUGUCGCCUCACGAUGGAGCGUCGUCGGGCACCAGUCCCUCCUCCGGGUCCGUCUCCACCGCGUCUCCGUCGACCGCCCCCACCUCAGACGUGACCGCGGAGGCUUCGGACGCCGCCUCGCAGCAGCGCAGGACCUCAGACGGACUCAACAAGAGUCUGGACUCUCAGAGCGGGAAACCGGAGAGCGGUGCAGACCUGGCAGCUGAGCAGGGAGGACCGCAGUCUGCAAGCACACCCGUCAAAAGUGACGACGACCUGCAGAAGUCCGAGGUUCUGGCCAUCAUCGAGUCCACUCCAGAGCUGGACAUGGACCUGGAGAGCUGCCAGGGAACCAGCACUCCCAGUAAAGGCGGCAUCGAGAACCUGGCGUUCAACCGUAACACGGACUCCCUGUUCGAGGAGCUCUCCUCUGCAGGGAACGACCUGAUCGGAGACGUGGACGAAGGAGCAGACCUGCUGGGAAUGGGCCGGGAAGUUGAGCAUCUGAUUCAUGAGAACACUCAGCUGCUGGAGACCAAAAACGCUUUGAACGUAGUGAAGAACGACCUGAUCGCGCAGGUGGACGAGCUGUCGUGUGAGAGGGAGGUCCUGCGAGGGGAGCUGGACGCCGUCACUCAGGCCAAAACCAAACUGGAGGAGAAGAAUAAAGACCUGGAGGAAGAGCUGAAGAAAGUCCGAGCUGAGCUGGAGGAGACCAAGCAGAAGGUCAAGAAUGACAACAACGAGGACGAUAGCGACGUGCCGACAGCCCAGAGGAAGCGCUUCACCCGGGUGGAGAUGGCCCGAGUGCUGAUGGAGAGGAACCAGUACAAGGAGAGGCUGAUGGAGCUGCAGGAGGCCGUCAGGUGGACGGAGAUGAUCCGAGCGUCGAAGGAGAACCCGGCCCUUCCGGAGAAGAAGAAGUCCAGCCUCUGGCAGUUGAUGAGUUUCAGCCGUCUGUUCAGCUCGUCGGGCGGCGCGGCCAAGAAGCCGGCGGCGGAGGCCCCGGUGAACGUCAAGUACAACGCGCCCACCUCCCACAUCCAGCCGUCGGUGAAGAAGAAGAGCAGCACGCUGCAGCAGCUGCCCAGCGACAAGAGCAAGGCCUUCGACUUCCUCAACGAGGAAGCGGCGGCCGAUAACGUGGUGUCCCGGCGGGAGCAGAAGCGGGCUCAGUACCAGCAGGUCAAAGCUCACAUGCAGAAGGAGGACGGCCGGGUGCAGGCGUACGGCUGGAGCCUGCCCAAGAAGUUCAAGGCCAACGGCGGCCAGUCGGAGAGCAAGAUGAAGAACCUGCCCGUCCCCGUCUUCCUCAGACCUCUGGAUGAAAAAGAUGCUUCUAUGAAGCUGUGGUGCGCCGCCGGCGUGAACCUCUCCGGAGGGAAGACCAGAGACGGUGGCUCGAUCGUGGGCGCCAGCGUGUUUUACAGCGACGUGUCCGGACCCGAGAGUCCCAAGAAGAAGAAGAUCGGCUCGCAGAGCAGCCUGGAGAAACUGGACCAAGAACUCAAGGAGCAGCAGAAGGAGCUGCGGCACCAGGACGAGAUGUCCUCCCUGGUGUGGAUUUGCACCAGCACCCAGUCCACCACCAAGGUCGUGGUCAUCGACGCCAACCAGCCCGGGAACAUCCUGGAGAGCUUCUUCGUUUGCAACUCUCACGUCCUGUGCAUCGCCAGCGUGCCAGGCGCCAGAGAAACGGAUUAUCCAGCCGGAGAGGAAGUUUCUCCCAGCACCGAGGCCGGACCGGCGAGCGACGGCGGCUCGCCGGCGAGCGGCGGCGGCACGGCGGCCGGAGACGGCGUCCUGGGAGGCAUCACCGUGGUGGGCUGCGAGGCCGAGGGGGCGACGGCCGUGCCCCAGACCGCAGAGCCCCCGGGAGCAGAUGGAGCAACAGGAUCCAGACCGGCCGACGAAGCCACGGAGGCCACGGAGACCAGCGGGGGGCCUGCGGACCACCGAGAGAGCCUGAGGGGGGCCUACACCGAACACGUGUUCACCGACCCCCUCGGAGCGCAGCAGACGGCGGAAGCUCCAGCCAACUACUCUCAGAGAGAGAGCGAUCUGCUGAAGGACGGCGUGAGUUCGAACCCCAGCGCCGAGGAGCAGGACCUGAUGAGAGAGGAGGCGGACAAGAUGAGCAGCGUGCUGCCCACCAUGUGGCUGGGAGCGCAGAACGGCUGCGUCUACGUUCACUCCUCCGUGGCUCAGUGGAAGAAAUGUCUCCACUCCAUCAAGCUGAAGGACUCCGUGCUCGGGAUCGUACACGUGAAAGGACGUGUGCUGGUCGGCCUGUCCGAUGGCACGCUGGCCAUUUUCCACAGAGGAGAGGACGGACAGUGGGACCUGACCAACUACCACCUGCUGGACCUGGGCCGGCCUCACCACUCCAUCCGCUGCAUGAGCGUGGUGCACGACCGGGUGUGGUGCGGCUACAGGAACAAGAUCCACGUGGUGCACCCCAAAGCCAUGAAGAUAGAGAAAUCAUUUGACGCCCACCCUCGCAAGGACAGCCAGGUGCGUCAGCUGGCCUGGGUGGGCGACGGGAUCUGGGUGUCCAUCCGGCUGGACUCCACCCUCAGGUUGUUCCACGCCCACACCCACCAGCACCUGCAGGACGUGGACAUCGAGCCCUACGUCAGCAAGAUGCUGGGCACGGGCAAACUGGGCUUCUCCUUCGUGAGGAUCACCGCCCUCACAGUGUCGUGCAGUCGUCUUUGGAUCGGGACCGGAAACGGAGUGAUCAUCUCCAUCCCUCUGACAGAAGCAGCCAACAAGAGCAGCAAGGCGGCGGGCAGCCAGCCGGGCAGCGUGGUGAGGGUGUACGGAGACGACAGCAGCGACAAGGUGAAGGCCGGGACCUUCGUGCCGUACUGCUCCAUGGCGCACGCUCAGCUCUGUUUCCACGGUCACCGAGACGCCGUCAAGUUCUUCACCGCCGUUCCAGGUCACGCAGUUCCAGCGGCGUCCAGUGGGGGCGACGCGGCGGGGGACAAAGCGUCAGACGCCACGACUCAGGAAGGAAGCAAGUCCACACUGGUGAUGAGCGGCGGGGAGGGAUACAUCGACUUCAGGAUGGGUGAUGAAGACGGCGAGGCGGAGGAGGGGGACACGCCCCCCCUCAAGCUGCAGCCCUUCCUGGCUAAAGCCGAGCGCAGCCACCUCAUCGUGUGGCAGAUCAUGGACUCCGAAGAGUGACCUCUGACCCCUGCAGGACCGCAGAGGAGGGUCGGUUGAGGCGAACACCUCCUCCUCCUCUUCAAUCAGCACUUUGUUUUUUCUCCUCAGUCCUCAACAAUAAGAAGCAGAAACUGCUCCGAGAGCUUUUCUCACCAAUAACCUGGAUGCAUGUUGUUGUUUGUGUGUUUGGUUUAUUUUUUCCCAUCUGUUCCGAUGCCUCCUGUUCUUUUUUUUGGUUUCGUUUUGUUUUUAUUUGAGGUCACGCUCUCAUUGAGGACAGCACCUCCACCUCUCACCCUCACACUGGACUCAGGUCACACUAAACCCGAAAGAAAAGAUUCCCUGAGAGUUCCCUGCUGCCCUUGAAUAAUGCGAGUGAUGUAGCAGGAUCAAACCAAGUUUAAUAUCACUGACUGUGAGUUCAAAAGCAAUAAGACAUAAAUUGUUCCAUAAAUAUUCCACAUGUCGUCGUGACAGCCAGGUUUGUGCCGUGUGUGUUACCAUUACAUUCAUGUUACGAUGCUCAAAUGCAGAAGUUUUUAAUUUCUGGUUCUCUGAAUCAAUUCACGACGUGUGGGAAUCCACCCACACAGCAAUCAGACCUUUGUGAAAAGGUAAAUUGCUGUGAAAAUUUACCCAGAAAACUCAGCUGAUUCUUGAUUUAUAAUGCUUUUAAUGAUUCACACAAAUGAUGACACAACGUGAGUGUUAUGAUUCCCUCACAGUCUAGUUUUGUUCACGUUAACAUACAGUCUCCAAAAUGUUUCCUGACUGAUGAUGCAUUAGCAUGGCUAGCUUGACUGCAUGAAUGUAACGUUAAUGCACGUGGAAGACAAACACUCAACAGAUCCUCACCAACAAAGUCCGAUCUUUCAUCUUAGGGACAGUCUGUAAGAUGUAAUGCCACCUCUGUGCUCUGUGUGGCAGUAGUGAGUCAUGAGGCCAAGAACCCCAUCGCUUACGUGCAUCUCACUAGAUCUAGCAUCUGAUUCAAAAUGUUCCAUGCUGUACCUACUAUAAGUAAUAACUGCAGUUGUUCCCUCUUACUCUGACCCUUGAAGCAGUUCACGUCGUCCAUCUCUUUAGGAGACUUUCUUCUAAGCACACUUGAUUCUGAUUGGCCAGCUUCCAGGAAGUUGACCAUAUGUAGAUUAUUUUAGACUAAACGAUAGUUUGCCAAACCUGAAGCUGGUAACGGUAGUUAAGCAUGGUUUCUGCUUCUUUAUUUUCAUGGUUUGGUUUAUUACGGCUUGAAUACUGAAGGCAGCAAAUUUAUCCAACAGAGUCCAGCUAAAGUCAUGAGUCCUUAUGUACUUCCAGUACUGUUUGUAAUUUGACACCAGCCUCAUUGGCUUCUGUUUCCUUUUCACAAUUGCGAAACAAAUUUGAAUGACGGUUUGCUCAGAAUGACAUCACUCACAUUGGUCUGCUGACAAGGUGAUGUCAUCGAGACAGGUGACGAGAUGAUGUCAUCACACUUGGAUUGUCAUAAUGUAAAUUCUGGUCCAAACAGUUGGAAUCCUGAACUGUCUCCGUUUGGUGAAACCACUGAAACAUGAGAAGAAGAAGGAGUGUAUCUCUCCUUUCAGUCCACCCUCCCACUGACCUCCCAGUAGACACUUUGAAGAAAUGCCUUAGGUCUGGAGGACCGAGUUCAAGAGUAUUUAUUUUUUUCCUCUGAAGAAUGUUGUUUGCUACCAAAGGUCAAAGGUGGAGCAGUGAGUGAGGGGCGUAGCAGGGCUCCUCUCAGCAGCGCGUCUGCCUCUGUGGAGAGAAACAAGACGCUUUUUCUAACAGAAAUCCUCGUGUAGAGAUGAAAUCUAUUUUUCCACUUUCGUAUUUGGAACUUUUUUUUUUUUUUCCCCCCCCUCCAGGAUGAGAGACGAGUGUUGGACGUGUUACUUUGACUCGGGCCGUUUGGGCCUGACCGUGUUGAUAUUUAGAGACGUCCCUUCUACCCCGCAGAGCUGAUAAACUAAAAGUGUUUCAAGUCUAUUUUUAUGACCUUUUAUUUUUCUGUUGAUCCUCAUUUGGGUGUUUCUCAGAUUACUUCUGGCCUUGGUAUGCCACUGCACUGUGUGCGCGUGUUUGUGUGUGUGUGUGUGUGUGUAUGCGUGCGUGCGAGAGAAAUGUUUAUUGCAGUUUAGCCAUUUCAGUAUUUAUUUACAAUGAUUGAGCCUUUGCUAUUGAGAAUGUAUCUUUGUACAUUAUGAUCUGUAAUGAUCUGUAUGACCGUGCGGUGGGCCGCUGGGCUGCUUUGCAGAGGGUGACUGUACUCAGCUAUGCACCGUCUCCCCGAGGGGACGCCAUUGAGCGUGGAGGCCCCGCAACCUGUUUAAGCAAUCAGUUUUUUGGGUUUUUUUUUUUUUUUUUGGGAGCUGAAGUGGAGAGGACAGCCGGGGGGUUCGGGCCUGGACUCGUCUGCACAUGCUCGUCAUUAACCUGGCAGAAGCUCCCUCUUCGUGCAAACUCCAUCCUGUACUCCAACAGCAACUCCAGCCUUACUUUUUUUCUUUUUUUUUUUUUUUUUAACAAUCAAU
This is a messenger RNA of Salarias fasciatus (jewelled blenny), 6862 nucleotides long. Its product is annotated as C-Jun-amino-terminal kinase-interacting protein 4-like. NCBI's taxonomy places the organism in Eukaryota, Metazoa, Chordata, Actinopteri, Blenniiformes, Blenniidae. The record is from RefSeq and is a predicted model, not a curated record. Bases 258 to 4340 code for a protein of 1360 amino acids. Gene Ontology annotation, molecular function: signaling receptor complex adaptor activity; MAP kinase scaffold activity; kinesin binding. The transcript is spliced from 30 exons. Gene Ontology annotation, biological process: vesicle-mediated transport. Gene Ontology annotation, cellular component: cytoplasm.